AUGCCCCGCUACCGCUCCCCCUCAUACUCACGCUCGCCCUCCCCCGCCUCCUCCUACCUCUCCCGCUCCCGUUCUCGCAGCCGCUCACGCUCGCGCUCCAUCUCGCGCUCUCGCUCCCGCGCCCGCUCUCGCUCCGUCUCCUCCAGCCCCGGCGCCGGCAGCAGGACCGGCAGCCUGACCACGGCCGAGAAGCAGGACUCGGCCAUCAAGACGUCGCUGGUCUUCCUGGGCUCCAUCGCCGCCGCCACCUUCGCCGCGCACAAGUGGUGGCCCAAGGGCGUCACCUACGGCGAGAAGGAGGCGUGGGAGCACGAGGAGAUCAAGAAGAUCAAGCGCGCCAAGCAGUCUCUGCAGGACGAGCGCCGCAGCGCCCGGAGGGACGCCACCGAGCCGUCUGCGCCCCGCGGCGGCCGCGGCGGCGGCAGCGGCCCCCCCGGCGAGAGGAGGAGGUAUGCCGAGGGCAGGAGGGCUGGUCCUGGGCCCGGGGUUGCGAUCGCGGCCGGCGCCGGCGCUGGUGUAGCUGCUGGGCCGUACUACUAUGAGCGGGAACGCAGGGAGCGAGACUUGGACAGGAGCAGAGAGGCAGACAUGUACCGCGAGCGCGACAUGCGGGACCGCUACCGAGACGGGGACCGGGACCGGGACCGGGACCGCUUCAGCGAUCGCUCGAGCCAGACCUCCCUCAGCCGUGACAGAGGCCCCGUCGUCGUCGCGCCCGGCGCGGUCGUCGAGCGCCGCACCAGCAGGCGCGAGACCAACUACUACCCGCCCGCACCCCAGCGCUACGCCACCGUCGAGUCGGCGCCUCCUUGUCCUCCCGCUGGCGUGAGCAUUGCCCGGAGCAGCUCAGCGUCGCGGAGGCCGAACCGCUAUUACUAUGAGGAAGAAGAGCGCCAGAAGGAGUUCGUUCUGCGGGACGCUGAACCGUGGCAGGCCAGGAGGGCGUCGGCUGAUGCAUAUGGGGGCAGUGAUUUUGAUAAUCGACAGUCGAGAGGACGCGUAUGGAUCACAUGA
Phaeoacremonium minimum UCRPA7 is the source of this 1014-nucleotide messenger RNA. RefSeq lists its product as hypothetical. The coding region runs from base 1 to 1014 and encodes 337 amino acids. The record is from RefSeq and is a predicted model, not a curated record. The transcript is spliced from 2 exons. Lineage: Eukaryota; Fungi; Ascomycota; Sordariomycetes; Togniniales; Togniniaceae.